UACAAACAUAUUUUUUUGAAAAAAAAAACUAUAGAGCCUAUAAAAUCCCUGUCAACCCUUCAAAUUCUGCUUCAUUCUCUUCCCUUAAUCAGCUACAGUAGCUCAUCUGUUAAAUCUCUCCCAUUCAAGAUACGAUGGUUACAAAUUUUCAGAGCUUAUUAAUAAACAAAUCUUCCUCCUCCUCCUCUUCGAACGAAGAAGAGACGAAGUUCGGUUCAGAGCUAAGAAAGGGGCCAUGGACGCUCGAGGAAGACACCCUUCUCAUCAAUUACAUAGCUGAGCAUGGCGAAGGCCGCUGGAAUGUUUCUGCCAAAUGUGCCGGGUUAAGAAGGACAGGGAAGAGUUGCAGGCUGAGAUGGCUUAAUUACCUGAAGCCAGACAUUAAGCGCGGAAACCUUACUCCCCAGGAGCAGAUCUUAAUCCUUGAGCUUCAUUCUAAAUGGGGGAACAGGUGGUCAAAAAUAGCGCAGCAUAUGCCAGGAAGAACAGACAAUGAGAUAAAAAAUUACUGGAGAACAAGAGUCCAGAAACAAGCUAGGCAGCUCAAGAUUGACUCAAACAGCAAGAAGUUCAUUGAAGCUGUUAAAAAGUAUUGGAUGCCCAGAUUGGUUGAGAAGAUAGAACAGCAGCAGAACACUUCUUCUUCUUUGAAGACUUUGAUGUCCCCCUCCUCCACCACUUCCUCCUUAUUCUCUUCUUCUUCGUCAUCCACUCAACCUAUCACCACAGAAAUGCCCAACUCACUUGUUAUUACUUCCCCAUCAUCCCCCAAUCAGGAAACAUAUACUUGUACUCCUCCAGCAGUAAUAACCCAAGAAACCGGCAAAACAGACAACUGCAAUGAGGUAGAAGAUGACUGUUACCAUGUGCAAAUAAUGGAAAAUAAUUCUUGUUAUGAUGCUGAUGAGGCUUGCUUUGGCAACUACCCCGCCUCCAUGUCAGCAUUCGACUCGCGAGAUGUUUCCUUGCUGGGGUGCCAGAUGGGAUACGACGACUGGUUCGGUGAUGAGGUGGUAGAUUUCUUGUGGGGACAAUGAUGAUUAUGCUAGUACAUCCUCUCAUUGUUAGUUCAAUACCAAAAGUGAUGACGAAGAAUGACGACUCCAAAUUAAUUAACUAAUUAAUAGAAAAGCUAAGAAAGAGUUGCAUAAAUAUGUGGUUAUCCAAACACAACUCUGUUAAUAAUGUCCACUAGUGCAUGCAUAAGUGCAUCACAGUGGCUAUGGAUAUGCAAGUGUUACUAAUUAGCUUAUGUAGAGACUGGUAGUUUCCAACUAUUACCAAGACUUGACUUUUUGGUUGAUGAAAAAAAAUCAAAUGUACAUCAUGUAAGACAAACAAUGAAAUUAAAGUAUGUAUGCUGCAUACGGACAGUAACUAUGAUUGGCAUUUGUAUAUCUGCAAGUAUUAUUUUUAUGUACAAAUGUAAUUUGUUUUCUCCACACAUUUAGU
Messenger RNA from Cuscuta epithymum, 1452 nucleotides. The record is from the annotation of a GenBank genome assembly. NCBI's taxonomy places the organism in Eukaryota, Viridiplantae, Streptophyta, Magnoliopsida, Solanales, Convolvulaceae.